Apis laboriosa (Himalayan honeybee) is the source of this 3915-nucleotide messenger RNA. RefSeq names its product putative mediator of RNA polymerase II transcription subunit 26. NCBI's taxonomy places the organism in Eukaryota, Metazoa, Arthropoda, Insecta, Hymenoptera, Apidae. The record is from RefSeq and is a predicted model, not a curated record. The transcript is spliced from 4 exons. Bases 1 to 3915 code for a protein of 1304 amino acids.
AUGAAAGGAAUUAGGGCAUUAGUUUUGCAAGAUCUUCCUCAUGUUUUUCCUUCUAAAAGUUUUCAGAACGAUUUAAAUUUAAAUCAGCGAUCAUCGACGCAACUUCACACAACAGCGUCAUCCCGACGAUUCUGGAGUUUCUUCGAGUUCUCUUCGAAGGAAGAAAACUGUCAGGAUGCGAAGAAAUGUCCCUCGUCCAAGGACAUCGUUUCAACCUCGUUAAUCUCAACGAACGAAGUCGAUGAAGUAUCGAAAUCAGGGUCGCCUAAUUUGAUCCACAAUAUUUCAACGGUGCCGCCUUCCAAUUUGAAGCGGUACAAUUCCCAGUUCGAUUUGAAAUCGAAGACUCCGAUAAGCUGUCUGAAGCUGCAGAACGUUUUGAAACAGGACAGUUUGGUGUCCCUGUUGGACGGGAAUCCUGUUCCGAAAACGCUCAAAUGGAAAUUGAAGGGUUAUAAAACCCUUCGGAACGAGCAAGCCGGCGACUUCGCAUUCGUGCCAGGUGGAAAGUCUUACGAUUUCGAUAUUCUCACCAAGGACGAGCAGCAAGAGCAGAUGAACUCGAACAAUUACGCGGACAGAUCUCGGCCGAAGGCGAAGAAUAGCGACGCGAAAAGUGAUACGAUAUGCUUGACCACGAAAUCUAUAGAGAACGUGGAGGAAAUAUUUUGCAGGAAUAAAUUGAUCGGCAAAGAUAAUUCCAUCAUCGAGGGAUCGAAGAUCGAUAAAAAGGGGACGGAUAUGGAUAGCGCGGUGACCGCCUCUAAUCAGAAGAUAUCCACCACGACGAAAUUGUUGGUCGGCAACCCUAACACCCCUAAAAAGGAGGAUAUUAAAUACCUGCCGAUCUUGAAAACCGAUUUUUCCACAAGCCAGAUGAAGUAUCAGACGCAACCGUCCGUACAGUUUUCCUCUAAACCGCCUAAGAAUAUCCCGAAACCUAUGCCGCCGAUAAUGAAGAAGCAGGAGAACAGCGAGAAAAAUUUGGUGGGUGAAGCGGAGGGGAGAAAGGUGUCGCAGGUUCCCGACCCAUCGAUAACGCCGAUCGCCUCGAGUCAAACGCCCUCUAAGGAAGAGCAAAAGUUGAAUUCGAUCCCCGAGGUGAAAAAGGUGGAUGUAAACGAUAGUAGCACGUUUCAAUUUGCAAAGGUGCCCGAACCCACGGUGCAGCAACAACAUGAACUACAACUAAUACAACAACAACAGCAGCAGCAGCAGCAGCAGCAGCAGCAACAGCAGCAACAACAACAACAGCAGCAGCAGCAACAACAACAACAACAACAAGAACAAUUGCGACUACAGCAACAACUACAACAGCAGCAACAGGAACAGGAACAACUGCGAUUAAAAUUAAAACAGGAACAGGAACAACUGCAAUUAAAAUUAAAACAGCAACAGGAACAGCAACAACAGCAACAACAACGAGCGAAAGAAGCGGCGGAAUCGACGGAAAAAGUGGCGGAGCAGGAAGUGAUGGUGGAAUCGCAAGUGAAGGAGGAAACGCAAGCUCCGGAGGACGAUAUAAUCAGUUCGAAAUACGCGUUGGAAAUGCUGAGAGCGGACGAAAUGGAGGAGAAUUUACAGGAGAACAGAUCGCAGGCGUAUUUCGAAAGCGAUAGAAACGUUUCUCAACACGCGUCGAGAGGCGUUAAAUCCGGGGAGAUGGAAACGGCGACGGAAACGGCGAACGAAGGGGAGGUGGGCGAGCCGUCGAGAAGCGAACAGAUGGAAAUGAGAGAGGUGGAGAGUGAUAUGAACGAUUCUGAACUUGCAUCAACAAAUCCUCAAGUUGAACCGACAAAGGGAACGGAAAACAUGGAAUCACCAAGCGAAGAAUUGAAAUUAAAAUUUUUCAAAUCUACUCCCGAGAAUAAACAAAGCGAUCGAGAAACCACGUAUUUCGCGCCACGAAAGUCGAACAGCAGCAGGGCUGCCUUCCAAUCCAUGGAGAAACCAAUUAUGAACAUAACCAGCCCUUACGAGAACGAGCCUCGUGUUCCAACCUCGCCUUGUGCCGCGACACAGGCUAAAUUGUUGCGGGCCAACUCGGCCAAGAAUUCUCAGGGGUCGGAGAUGGGCGGUGGUAAAGGCUCCUCCAUGGCUGGAAACUCUGGGAGGGGAUCGCGGAAACCACCGGCCUCCUAUCCCCCGUUCACGAAUAGGAGAUCGGCUUCCAACAGUUCCAACUGUUUGACCAAAAAAUUGCCGUUCGCCAGGGAAUCGGAGAACGGGCUGCGCGCGAUCAUGAACACGAGGAAUCCUUCGUCCAAUAUAUCCACUUCAACUAUGAAUUUACGGAGCAAGAAUAAGGAGAACCAGAAUUUGAAGAACCGGAAAGACAAGAAGUGCAACAAGAAGGAGUGCAAGCGUUACUGUUGUCCGGCGCUACAAACACCGACAGAUUGCGAUUACACCAAGUUUCAAUGCCCGAACACGAAACACAUCGUCAACGCUACCAAAAUGGUCCAUUACGAUCCAACCUGUUUGCCGCAAGAAGACGAGGCCGAGAUACGAGAGUUUUGCACCGAUCCGAGGUCGCAAAAGAAGUGUAACAGAGACAAUAACAGGAAUCCGAAUCGAAGCAGACGCGACAAUUCCUAUCCUGGAAGGAGGAGUCGAAACGAAAGGAGUUCGACAACGACAAAUUCGGACAGCACAAACAGAGGUACCGAGUUCUGCACGAAACCGAGAAGCAAAGACGUGAACAGAGACACGAACAGAGACGUGAACAGACGGUCGACAAGGGACGACAGUGGGAGCAGAAAUUCGGCGAAAUUUGGGAAAAGGAAUUUCACUAAUUCCGCUUACAUCAGACGGCCGAAAGCUAUGAAAAGCGUGAAACGAUUUUCCUCGUUGCCAGCCUUUGCCAUCCCCCUGCUUGGAGCGAAGGAGAGCAGAGAAGUGAGCCAAAAGAUAUUGAUCUCGCCCUCGAAAUGCAAUUUCUCGAAAUGCAAGAGGAACGACGACAGGACAAGGUGUAAACAGAACAGGUGCAAAAGGCAGACGAACAAGUGUAAAGUGCAGGGCGAUAAGAGAGGGGAGGAUAAUUGCAAAAAAGUGAAGGGUUCCUGCGACAAUAAUAACAAUGCUUGCAAGAGGCAGACUUGUAAGAGGGAGUCUAGGAAGGAUACCGAUGCGUGCCAGAGGGUGAAACCUGUCCUCUGCGACGAUAACGAAGAAAAUUCUUGCAAAAGACCUACGAAGGUGGUGGACGAUCCUUGCAAGACGGUGAGGUCACGAGGAUCUAAGAAGAGGGAUGAUUCUUCUAAAAAGGUAAGGUCAAAUUACGACACAAAUAAUAAUCCUUGUAAAAAGACUUCAGGGAAAUUGAGUUGCAGUAGUAUAACCAUGAUCAAGGAGGGUCAGUAUGGCACUAAGAAUACGGCGAACACUUUGAACAUAUGCGGCAAAAAGAGGGAACAAAUGUGCAAAGAUAGGAAAAAAACGAUAAUCCCAGAAAGCGAAAAAGCAAAAGAAUCUGCGAAAGAAAGGGUGGACAGAGAACGAAGAGAGAUCGAGGAGUGCAAGAAAGAUAUAAUGCCGAAAAAGAAGAAGGAUGAGAAAAAAGUGGUAUCCGGUUUAGAACGUGUUAUCAGUCCGUGUAAAGAGCAAUUGAAGAAGAGAGACAUGAAAUUUUCAAACUUAAAAUUUCCCUUGAAUCUUAUAAGCAGUUUGCAAGAUUCCAAAUUACUGAACGAUCGAUUGAGGAAAUUUUCCAACGAGGAACCCUAUGAGAACAAUGAUGUCGCUUGGAAUGAUUUGGUACCGGAAAAGAAAUUCUGGAUUUUCCACGAAGACUUGAACUACCCGGAUGUACCUGUUUUAAAAGAAAAUGUUGACGAUAUGCCAGAAGCAGAUGAUGAUGAUAAUGUUAGCAAUACGUGGUUCUUUUCGUGGUUCAACGGCUGUCAAUAA